AGACUAAUGAGGACUACAGUCAAUAGUAAUAAUAGGUACUGAAGUCGCAUUCUUAUUUUUCUUUAGAAAAUAUUAGUAGACCUCGCAUUCUAUUAACUUUCUAAGAUAAUACCAAUAGCAGUAUCUGAAAUGCACCCCUGACUGGAGUUGCUGUUGUCCCGGACUGUUUUUAUCUUUGACUUUUGAAAUGAAGCUGCGGGGCGUGAAACACAAAAAUCAGUGUAGCUGAGGGAAAUCCAUAAACGUUAGUGGGCACUACAAUUUGAACUAAAGACUGUGGGUACCAGCUCAAGCCUUGUUCUGCGUUUGUUACCAGGAAUUUCUGUCAUCUUUCUUGGUGUUACACUGCUUUUUGGGAGGGGCAGUCAAUGGCUGUUGGGCUGCUCCGUUUCUUUCCCAGUGCUGUUGUUCUGCUUUCCUAGCAGGUGGCAGCAGUGGGUCCACGUUCCGACCUUGUAUUCAUUUUUCCCUCUCCGUUGAAUGAUGCUGUAAUUGUCAAUGGGCUCACCCAGCCUGACUCCUUCUGUCACUCUCACCAUGGUUGCACAAAGCAACAAGCUUGGAUGCCCACGGAUCUCUUACAGCCAUUCGGAAUCUCAGCUGCCAGCGACAUUUUAUUAAAAUAAAUGAUUUUGCGGGAAUAAGUUGGGUAAUCAUAAUUUCAACAACCAACUGGUUUUGCUUGGGAAGUGAAACUGAUGUACUUGGCUAAAACAACGUAGAAGGGGUGCCCGCACCGGUUCCUGUGUUAACAGAAUUGGAUGCGAGUUUUAUUCUGAUUUUAUCUGUGUUGGUUUUAUGUUUUUUAUUGUUCGGAAGUAUCAGAGUAACCGUAGGGGAAGUACCUCCUAAGUACUACUUAGCUCCGUGUGCCUGAAGAUUGCCUUGUCGGCCCUAGGAUCUCAGACUUGGAUAACUCAACACCGCGGCUGCGGGAUUGGCCUGGCUAGGCGGCUGGGUCUGUGACCCAGUACUGACAGAUUAUUUGAUGUCGUUCCUAGUGGGUGAAGAGAACAACAAAAGUACCGCAUUCACAGCUGGAGUCCUUUACAACCCGCGGCUUUGUUCUCCCUUCAACUAUUACCGGCAUCGACGUUUUCCGGUUUGAGUAACCCGUUUGAAGAAAGUUUGCUUUCGGGGAUGGCGUCCUACGUGGAUAACAGUUUCAGACAGGCAGUGAUGAAAAACCCCGCCGACAGGACGCAACAGGAUCUGGAGAUUGUGUAUUCCUACCUCCAUGGAAUGGAAGCUUUGUCCAACCUCCGUGAACAUCAACUGAGGCUAAUGUGUGAAACAGUACGGUAUGAAAGGCAUGAAGCCAAUGAAGUACUUUACUACCCUGAUGACAUUGGUACCUGUUGGUAUAUCCUCCUUUCUGGUUCAGUGUUCAUCAAAGAAUCCAUGUUUCUGCCGAGGAGCAGUUUUGGCAAGCGUUCUGCAGGAAGCCUUCGACGUGGAUGUGAAUGCAUUGUUUUAGAGCCUUCUGAAAUGAUUGUGGUGGAUUACAUGGAUGAAAAUGAGGAAUAUUUUCAACGUCAAGCAUCUCAUAGGCAGUCACGCCGAAGAUUCCGGAAAAUCAACCAGAAGGGAGAGAGACAAACUAUUAUUGAUACAGUUGAUCCUUACCCAGUGGGAAAGCCGCCAUUGCCUAGAGGGUACCACACGGAAUGCACUAAACCUCAGCUUCCUGCCGAUUUCACAAAACUCCAUCUCACAGACAGCCUUCAUCCACAGGUGACACAUGUUUCCUCCAGUCAUUCAGGAUGUAGCAUUACUAGCGAUUCUGGAAGCAGUAGCCUUUCUGAUAUUUACCAGGCCACUGAAAGUGAAGGUGGAGACAUGGAUCUAAGUGGCUUGCCUGAGACAGCCGUAGAUUCAGAAGAUGAUGAUGAUGAAGAAGAUAUCGAAAGAGCGUCGGAUCCUUUAAUGAGCAGAGAUAUUGUCCGAGACUGUCUUGAAAAGGACCCAAUAGACAGGACAGAUGAUGAUAUUGAGCAAUUAUUGGAAUUUAUGCAUCAGUUACCAGCUUUUGCCAACAUGACGAUGUCUGUAAGAAGAGAGCUUUGUGCUGUGAUGGUGUUUGCAGUCGUUGAACAAGCAAGCACUAUAGUACUCAAGGAUGGAGAAGAGCUGGACUCGUGGUCAGUCAUUUUAAAUGGCUCCGUGGAAGUGACUUACCCCGAUGGGAGGACAGAAAUACUUUGCAUGGGAAACAGCUUUGGUGUCUCGCCUACUAUGGAUAAAGAGUACAUGAAAGGAGUGAUGAGAACAAAAGUGGAUGACUGCCAGUUUGUUUGCAUAGCACAGCAGGACUACUGCUGCAUUCUCAAUCAGGUUGAAAAGAACAUGCAGAAAGUAGAAGAGGAAGGUGAAAUAGUGAUGGUAAAAGAGCAUCGAGAAUUGGACCGCACUGGAACAAGGAAAGGGCACAUAGUAAUAAAGGGUACAUCAGAAAGGUUAACUAUGCAUCUGGUAGAAGAACACUCUGUUGUAGAUCCAACAUAUAUAGAAGAUUUUCUCUUAACUUACAGAACCUUUUUAUCAAGCCCGAUGGAAGUUGGGAAAAAGCUUCUGGAGUGGUUUAAUGAUCCAAGCCUCAGGGAUAAGGUUACACGGGUAGUAUUGUUGUGGGUAAACAAUCACUUCAAUGACUUUGAAGGUGAUCCUGCUAUGACUCGCUUUCUGGAAGAAUUCGAGAACAAUUUGGAAAGGGAGAAAAUGGGCGGACACCUUAGACUGUUAAACAUUGCAUGUGCUGCUAAAGCAAAACGAAGGCUUAUAACUUUAACAAAGCCAUCCCGGGAAGCUCCUCUACCUUUCACUCUGCUUGGAGGAACAGAGAAGGGAUUUGGAAUUUUUGUGGACAUGGUAGAAUCAGGAAGCAAAGCAUCUGAAACUGGACUGAAACGAGGAGACCAGAUACUAGAAGUUAAUGGGCAGAACUUUGAGAAUAUUCAACUUUCGAAUGCCAUUGAAAUUCUGAAGAACAAUACUCAUUUAUCUAUCACUGUGAAAACCAACCUUUUCGUUUUCAAAGAGCUGCUGGCAAAGCUGUCAGAAGACAAAAGAAACGGUGCUCCCCAUUUACCCAAGAUCGGUGACAUUAAGAAGUCUAGUCGAUAUUCAAUACCAGACCUAGCAGUUGACGUUGAACAGGUGAUAGGACUUGAGAAAGUAAACAAGAAGGGCAAAGCAAACACUGUCGGAGGGCGGAACAAGCUGAAAAAAAUACUUGAUAAAACCCGAAUCAGCAUUCUUCCUCAGAAACCUUACAAUGACAUUGGAAUUGGCCAGUCUCAGGAUGACAGCAUUGUAGGACUCAGGCCCUCAAAGCACAUUCCUUCUACACUGCCUGUCAGUGGAACUUUGUCCUCCAGUAAUCCAGAUCUGCUGCAGUCGCAUCAUCGCAUCCUGGACUUCAGCAGCUCACCUGCUGCAGAAUUAAGUAAUUCAACUGACCAGGUUUUAAGGGUCUUCAAGGCAGAUCAGCAGAGUCGCUACAUCAUGAUUAGCAAGGAUACAACAGCUAAGGAAGUUGUAAUGCAGGCAAUGCGCGAGUUUGGACUGACAACUGCACCUGAAACUUAUUCUUUGUGUGAAGUCUCUGUCACUCCUGAAGGUGUCAUUAAACAAAAGAGACUUCCUGAUCAGCUCUCCAAACUGGCAGAUAAGAUUCAGCUGAGUGGGCGGUAUUAUUUGAAAAGUAACAUGGAAACAGAGACGCUGUGUUCAGACGAAGAUGCCCAGGAGCUGCUGAAGGAAAGUCAAAUUUGUUUACUGCAGCUAAGCACGGUAGAGGUUGCCACUCAGCUCUCCAUGAGGAAUUUUGACCUCUUCCGCAACAUUGAGCCCACUGAGUACAUUGAUGACCUCUUUAAGCUCAAAUCAAAGACUGGCUCAACAAACCUGAAGCAGUUUGAAGAGGCAAUCAAUCAAGAGACAUUCUGGGUGGCUUCAGAAAUCCUUAGAGAACCUAAUCAGCUGAAAAGGAUGAAGAUUAUCAAACAUUUCAUUAAAAUCGCAUUGCACUGCAGAGAAUGCAAAAACUUCAACUCGAUGUUUGCAAUCAUCAGUGGCUUGAACUUGGCCCCAGUUGCAAGGCUUCGUGGUACUUGGGAAAAAUUGCCAAACAAAUAUGAGAAACUUUUUCAGGACCUUCAAGACUUGUUUGAUCCAUCCAGGAAUAUGGCAAAAUAUCGCAACGUACUGAACAGUCAGAACAUGCAGCCUCCUAUCAUUCCUCUGUUUCCAGUCAUAAAAAAGGACCUCACAUUUCUUCAUGAAGGGAAUGACUCCAGAGUAGAUGGCUUAGUCAACUUUGAAAAACUGAGAAUGAUUGCAAAAGAAAUUCGCCAUGUUGGUCGAAUGGCCUCUGUAAAUAUGGAUCCGGCUGUGAUGUUCAGGACCAGGAAGAAGAAAUGGAGGAGUUUGGGGUCGCUUAGCCAAGGCAGUGCAAACACUGCUGUUUUGGAUGUUGUACAGAGUGGCGGCCACAAAAAGCGUGUGCGUCGCAGUUCGUUCCUAAAUGCCAAGAAGUUGUAUGAGGAUGCCCAAAUGGCUAGGAAGGUAAAGCAAUAUCUGUCAAACCUGAGCCUUGAAAUGGAUGAGGAAAGCCUUCAAGCCCUUUCCCUGCAGUGUGAGCCAUCUACCAACACAUUGCCCAAGAGUGGAGAUCGGAAGGGAGGAAAGACUGAAACCUCACCAGUGCCUCCUCGGGCUGCAGUCCAGCAGCCAAAAACACCACCACAGCAACAGCAGAAGAUUUCUCAAGUGCUUCAGGUCCCUCCUGUGUCACUUCAUCCUUCUCGUAGAAGAGUACCUGCAAAAGACCUUCCACCAUUUGGCACUAGUUCUCCGCAAGCUUUAAAGAAAAUUCUGUCGCUCUCUGAAGAAGCAAACUUGGACAGGCAUAAGAAGCAGGCUGAGGACACAAUAUCUAAUGCGUCUUCACAACUUUCUUCCCCACCAACUUCACCUCCGAGUUCUCCAAGAAAAGGGGGCAGUCAGCUGAACUCUGAUUCCAGUUAUUUGAACAUAACCAAUACUUCAUCAACUCUUGGAAGUAAGAACUGUAACAAAAAUGACUGUGCACCCCAGACUGGUGGGACAGGUUAUAUGCUACCUCCAAGUGGUACUAUGGAUAACUUUUCAGAUUCUGGGCAUAGUGAAAUUUCAUCACGCUCUAGCAUCGUAAGUAAUUCCUCAUUUGAUUCUAUGUCUGUACCUGCACCUGAUGAACGAAGACAGAGGCACUCUUUCAGCGUCUUGGAUACAGGCCUAGGGAUCGGAAAGUCCGACAGAAGAGAUCCUGAUCAGUGUAGCCUGAGUUCGUAUCCACCAUUGCCUGAAGGAAGAGGUCUGUAUGCUGGGAUAACAGUUUUAUCUUCGCCUAGUACAGAGGAAUUAACGCAGGACCAAGGAGACAGGGCUUCUCUUGAUGCAGCAGACAGUGGCAGGGGAAGCUGGACUUCAAGCUCGAGUGGAUCCCAUGAUAACUUUCAGUUGAUACAGCAUCAGAGAAGUUGGGAGACUCUUUCGUUUGGACCUACUCCUUUUGAAAGCCCUGCUGAUGGACAGACUCUUUGGGCUUCAGGGGGCCAUAUGGACCAGAUCAUGUUCCCUGAGCAUGGUGUGAAAUAUGGACGCCAAAAUCAUGCUAGGGAGAGCUUUGAUCAACCCCAGUCUAGGGGCAGCUGGGCAUCUUGUACUGUAUCCUGGGGAGAGGAAACAGAGGGUGACACAGGCACAAUAAAACGAAGGGGUGGAAAGGAUGUUGCCAGUGAUGCAGAAACCAGCAGCACUACUUCAGUUACUUCUGAGGAGUCUAGACAGUCAUCCAGACCUUCUUACAUAGCAGUUUCUUCAAGCACUGCAAAAGGGCUUAUUGUGUAUUGUGUUACUGCAGCACGAAAGGAAGGCAGGUAUCGUGAGCCUCCGCCUACCCCCCCAGGAUAUGUAGGUAUCCCUAUUGCGGACUACACAGAAGGACCUGCUCAUCCAGCCCGAAAACCUCCAGACUACAAUGUUGCACUACAAAGAUCUCGAAUGGUGGGCCGCCCUUGUGAGCCCCAUGGAGCAUCAGCGACACAGCAGUCACAAACACAGCCAGCUAGUCGGACAGUUAAUAAACCUCAGUGGCACAAACCAAAUGAGUCUGACCCUCGACUAGUUCAUUGUCAGUCACAAGGGUUCUCCACUGAAGAAGAUGAUGAGGAUGAACAAGUGUCCGCUGUAUAAGAAGAAAUUAUUCAUCUGGGUUAAGGCUGCAGUGCUGCCAGUUACCUUAAAAGGAGAGCACAAUCCAACAUCCCAGAUGUAGGAGCCUUGGAACUCUAAAACGAGUAUGGUGUGGGCACCAUUCACUCCUUCCCUGCCUUAAAGCAGCAUGGGGCUUUUUAAAUCCCCCGCAUGUGAAAUACUGUGAAGAAAACACCCUGGCACUUUGGAAACUGUGUUGCUCGAAAUGCACAGUGUAGAAAUCUCCCAAGCUACAGCUGUCAUCGCCUUCCAUGAUUAUCAUUCCACAUUCCCCCGUUUACGUUGGCAUUGCAAGCAUUCAGCAUUGGCUGCACUUCAUACCUAAUGCCUAACUGGUGUUUAUUUUUUUCAGUCUCCCUUUUUAUAAAUGGGAUAUAUUGAGAAUUGUAUUUGGCCUUUUCACUUUAUAAAGGCACUUUAUGUGUUUGAUAGCACAGUGCUUUCUUGCCUCCUCACAACCUUUGUUACACUUCUUUAUGCUGUCAUGCUUUCAGAACAAAACGAGUUACAUCUUUAUAAUUACAGUAUUAUUUUACACAUUUAAUUUAUGUAUUUGUAAUUUAGAAUGAUAGUAUUUGCAAUCAUUAACUGGAUGACAUUGCAGUGAAAGGCAGCUCCAGAUUUCACAUUGUUUUUACUAACUGUUGUUUUCCAGUUUUGUUUUCCAAUGCUGUCUUGGCACUAGGAGCAAGCAGGCCAUUGUACUUCAGAAAAAAAAGACUAAGAAAAAGGAAGAUUUUAGUAAUAAUGUGACUACGUAUUGCCAGCCUUUGUAAUGCAGAACACUCACAAGAUGUAAACACUUAGCCAGCUUUGUGGAACACUGCAUGUCUAAUAAAGGCUGAUGUAACAGCCACCCUCUCACAGCUGCUAUUAACCCUUUGAAUUGAGUACCCACAGAUAUUUUGUGUUGUCUUUGCACAGACUCCGACAAACUGAAGGCUGCCAAUCCGAGUAGUACUCAAAUAUGAGGAACUGCUGGUCUUGGAUUUUAUUCAUCGAGUGGAGCUGAUCAUAUUGAUCAGUAUAGUUACAAGUUUUAGAAAAAUUGCAGUGUUUUUUCACUGUAUUGAACAACAUCAGUGCUUUAUUUAAUUUUUCUCUUAUCUCAUGGCUUUCUUUUUUUUUUUCUCAUUUCAUUUUUUGCUAAUAUAUCACUUGGUCAGUUAUACAUUUGUAAGAUACAUGUAAAAUGCAUCAUUUGCCAGUUUUUUGAUUAUAGUCUAUGGACAUUGUGUGCAUAUAGGCAGACAGAACUAGUACUGAUUACAAAGUUGCACAGAUGGUAUAUUAGCAUUAAUUAAUUGUAGUACAUAGAACUGCUAAUCUCAGUUCGCUCUGUGAUGUCAAGUGCAGAAUGUACAAUUAACUGGUGAUUUCCUCAUCCUUUUGAUACUACUUGUACCUGUAUGUCUUUUAGAAAGACAAUUGGUGGAGUCUGUAUCCCUUUUGUAUUUU
This is a messenger RNA of Protopterus annectens (West African lungfish), 7716 nucleotides long. It is a transcript of the gene RAPGEF2, whose product is annotated as Rap guanine nucleotide exchange factor 2. The record is from RefSeq and is a predicted model, not a curated record. Gene Ontology annotation, biological process: positive regulation of ERK1 and ERK2 cascade; small GTPase-mediated signal transduction. Gene Ontology annotation, molecular function: guanyl-nucleotide exchange factor activity; protein binding. Bases 1141 to 6237 code for a protein of 1698 amino acids. Lineage: Eukaryota; Metazoa; Chordata; Ceratodontiformes; Protopteridae. The transcript is spliced from 32 exons.